Messenger RNA from Anopheles darlingi, 1248 nucleotides. Its product is annotated as regulator of microtubule dynamics protein 2-like. The transcript has 3 exons. The record is from RefSeq and is a predicted model, not a curated record. Gene Ontology annotation, molecular function: microtubule binding. NCBI's taxonomy places the organism in Eukaryota, Metazoa, Arthropoda, Insecta, Diptera, Culicidae. Bases 197 to 916 code for a protein of 239 amino acids. Gene Ontology annotation, cellular component: mitotic spindle pole; cytoplasm; spindle microtubule.
CGUCAUUUGAUGACAUCGUGUUUGCGGCCGCUACAGCGCAGAUAAUGCGUAUGCGGAUGAUCGAUGAGCGUGUGAGAGCAGAGCAUGAGAACAAAGAGCGGACGAGCUCGCGCUCUGGCUGGAAGGAUUGUCGCAGCGUUCUGGGAGAUUGCCGCGGCCGGCUCCAUUUUCGCUAACGAUCGCCGAGUGUGUGAACAUGGCUGCUGCACAGCAGGAGAGUGGCUACCAAGAGGCCGAUCAGCUGUUUGGCGAGUACAAGUUCAAGGAGGCGUACGAUCUACUCAAGGCAAAGCACACAAAACAGGAUGGAGAGUUUGAAACGCUGUGGCGACUGUGUCGGGUCGUAUACUCGCUUUCGCGCGAACUCGUGCCUGACCCAAGCAAGGCGAAACAGUUUGAGGCGUGCAUCUUCGAGGGUUACGGUUACGCAUCGCGGACGCUCGAGCUAGCACCGGAGGCCUCGGUUUCGCACAAGUACUACGCGAUCUUUCUGGCCGAGAAAUCCGGCAUUGAAGGAUUGCGACAGCGGGUGCUGCAGUUGAGCACCAUCUUGGCGCACCUGACCCGGGCAACCGAGCUGGAUGAAACGGAACCAUUCGCCUGGUUUCUGCUCGGUCGAUUCUACUACAAACUGGCCAGUUUGCCCUGGUUCCAAAAGAAGUUCAUACACACCUUUACCACCGACAUACCGAAUGCAACGUUCGAUGAUGCGUUGCGAUGCUUCAUAAAGGCCGAACAAUUAGCUGCCAAUUUCCUCCCGCUCAACCAUCUGCUACUCGGUGAGGCAUACCUUUCGCUGAAGGAUGAGAAGAACGCCCGGGUGUACCUUGAGCUGGCUGCGAAUCAAACGGCACCACGUACGGCCGAUGAUCUGGAAGCACAGCGAGAGGCCAAGACGAUUCUCAGGAAGCUGUAACCCAUAUGCUGCUUCCACAUGCGCCUACACGUCUCGUUAUCGUCCAGCCAUCGUCCAUGUCCGGUUCUGUUAUCUGUCUGCAUGCUCUAGGAACCAAACGGACUGACUCCAACAGGAUUCGCACGACCCCACAGCAGCGCGUGUUUGUGCAAGGUCAAAGAUAACGAAUAAAAUGUAUUUCAAUCGUAAAUUAGGCCCCGCCACAAUGGACAAUUCGGAUGCGAUCAUGAAGUACCGGAAUUCGAGGAGUUGUGGUAGGAGGAAGGGUAUAAGCGGGGCGGAUUUUUUUUUAUUGUCAUUUUAUCAUUAUCUAUCACGAAAAGUAAAAAGGA